Molecule: messenger RNA, 1494 nt
Organism: Closterium sp. Naga37s-1
Lineage: Eukaryota; Viridiplantae; Streptophyta; Zygnematophyceae; Desmidiales; Closteriaceae
Source: the annotation of a GenBank genome assembly
AUGGCGACGUCGAUCGAUGUCCUCGUCGCGCGCCUCGAAGCGGCCGUUGCUCGCCUCGAGGCCUCGCUGCCCUCCCAAUCCUCCACCGCCACGUCAGCUCCCGCCGCGUCCACGUCAGCAGCGGCCAGCGAUCACCCGUCGGUGGUUGCGUUCGACGCGAUCCUGACGGCGAAUCUGCAGAAGGUGACGGCGGCCGCUGAGAAGGUCGGCAGCGCGGAAGUCACGGCAGCGACCAAGGCGCUGGCGGAAGCGUUCGAGGCGGAGAAGAAGAUCGUCGCGGCCAUUGCGGCCUGCAAGAAGCCCGACACGUCAGCGCUGCCGAAGCUGCUGGAGCCGCUGGGAGCGGCGAUGGCGGCGGCGGGGAAGCUGACGGAGGGGAAGCGCAGCGACGCGUACAACCACGUGAAGGCCGUCGCCGAGAGUGUUUCGGCGCUCACGUGGGUCGCCUACUCCGGCAAAGACUGCGGCAUGAGUCUCCCCGGGCCACACAUUGACGAGACCUGGCCUGCUGCUGAGUUCUACACCAAUAAGAUUCUCUCCACCUAUCGUAACGCGGAGGGGGGAGCAGCGCACGUGGAGUGGGCGAGGGCACUAAAGGAGCUGUACACCCAGGGAUUACGGGAGUACGUUAAGAAGUUCCACCUCACCGGACCCUCCUGGUCCGCCUCAGGCCUCGACCUUCCCGCCUACCUCUCCUCCGCCCCUUCCGCCGCCCCUGCGCCCCCGCGCGGAGGUCCCCCGCCCCCUCCGCGCGGGGCCCCUCCCCCGCCUCCGCCCCCGGCUGCGCCAGCGGGCGGAGGGGGCGGAGGGGGCGGGGGCGCGGACAUGGCGAAGGUGUUUUCGGAGCUCAAUAAGGGCGAGGCCGUCACAUCAGGGCUGCGCAAGGUGACAGCGGACAUGAAGACAAAGAACCGUGCCGACCGCUCAGGGGCAGUGCCGGCCAGCAUAGGGGGCAGCAAGGCCACGUCAGCAGGCGCCUCCGCUGCUGCGAAGCCAGCUGUGGUGAAGCCACCCAAGUUCGAGCUGCAGCAAGGCCGCAAGUGGGUGGUGGAGAACCAGGAGGGCAACAAGGAGGUGGUGAUAGCAGACACGGAGCCCAAGCAGACGGUCUACAUCUUUGGCUGCAAGGGCACCGUGGUGCAGGUCAAAGGCAAGGUGAACAACAUCACGCUGGACAAGUGCACCAAGACUGCCGUCGUCUUCCAGGACGUGUUGGCAGCGUGUGAGGUGGUGAACUGCAGCGGCGUGGAGAUCCAGUGCCAGGGCACGGCCCCCACGCUCGCAGUGGACAACACCAGCGGCUGCCAGCUGUACCUCGCUGCGUCAGCGCUGACAGCGUCGAUCACCACCGCCAAGUCAUCGGAGAUCAACGUGCUCGUGCCCGGACCCGAUGCCGACACACCCUGGGUGGAGCAUGCGCUACCGGAGCAGUUUGUGAGUGAGCUCAAGAACGGCACCUUCGUCACCACACCCAUUUCCCACUCUGGAGGCUAA